AGGACGGUGAGUAAAACUUUAUUUAUGUCACUUACUUCGUGUAAAUGCUACUUUUCCCGGUGAAAUAACGCACGCUGUUGUGUGUGUAUGGAGGAUUUCGGCGGGGGGAGACAGCUAAUGAUAACUUAAAGUCUGACGCCGCCAUUACACCACCGAAGAAGCAUAUCCCGCCCUCCUUCUUCGGUCGUUUCUUCUUCUUCUCCUUGGUACUACAAACAGCCAUGGAGAGUUCUUCGGUGUACAUGUGCUUCCCCUGCUACCAGGAGUUUAACACACUGGAGGAGGUACUGGAGCACCAGUUGACAUGCACUGCUGAGGAUGAACAGCCAGAUACAUCUGGAGCCACCCCCAUCACUGUUCCACUUCCAGUGCUACAGACCCGGCAACAGGUCAUAAAUAUAUCCCGGACACUUGCACUCCCACAGAUCCAAGUCCAGGAAGCACUGCCCUCUUUUCAACCUGUAAAGAAUGUACUCAAGCAAGCUGCAGUCAGUGCAAAUUUGACAUCAGACCAGCCCAGAAUCCUUUACCAGUGUGGGGACUGUGAUGAACUUUUCAAGACCUUGGACCUUUGGCAGCAGCACCGCAAAGAAGGGGCAUGUCAGCAGUCAGCUGCUGGGAGCAAUCCAAAACCUGAUUCACAACCUGAGCUGGAGCCCGCAGCAUCUGAGAGCACAGAUUUAACUCUUUAUCCAGAAGAAUCUUCUCUCUUGCAGAGUGAAGAAAGUCAAAAUGUUAAGCCAGAACCAGAUGAGCAACCCUUUGCAGAGGAAGAGGGGCAGCAAGAUGAGGAUACCACUCCUCCCUCAGCUCAGAGCUCUGAUCCACCUGUUUCUGAGGUGGCUGCUUCAGCCUCCAAUCCAGAGGAGUCUUCUCCGAAGAGGAGGGGGGCUAACAAAAAGCCAAAGCCUGAACCCGUGCUCUUGUGUGUGGACUGCGGCUCCUGCUUUGGCCUGGUCUCUGAGCUCGUGGCCCACCGUAGGACCCAACACGGCUUUGAGGAAGCUCUGCACCGCUGCUCUGUGUGUGGGGAAAGCUUCCUAAACACCACGCUUUUUCUCUAUCACCGUAAGCAACACAAGCAGAAAGGCGAGGAAAAGGUAGUCGUGGUUUCUGAGGGAGUAACAGAGGAAGUUUGUAGUCGGACCAACGGGACGGAGCAGCAGGAGCAGAACAUGGCUCAAAUCAUCAUUGGUGUCACUUCCAGUUUCGCACCGCCAGAGUUGUUCAUGUGCACCAAGUGUGGGGAGAGCUUCAGUGAUGAGGGAGGGCUGGCCGUCCAUCGCCAGCAGAAGCACGACCUGAAGGAGCCACUUCACAGUUGCCUCCAGUGUGGAGAAAGCUUCAUGAACACCACCCAGUAUUUGUACCAUCGCCGGCAGCAUAGCUUCACAUUGGGGACUGAGGUGGAAGCUGGAACUCAAACUGGUGAUGAAAUCACUAUCAAAACUCCAGGUACCCCAAAGCGGCUGCUUUCCCCUGGUUCUGCAAAUGAAUCAGGUUCCCCCCUCUCUAAGAGGAGCAGGCCAACUUUCAGGAUUGUGAGCGGUACAAAUGUGUUCAAAGGAAACAAGAGUGCAGGCUCCAAAGAGGAAUUAGAGGGCAGCAGUGCUGCAGACUCAGACAACACCAACCACCCUCCACCUGCCAAGCUCCUGCAAGACUGGGCCCGCACACCACUUCCCCACGUUUGCCCCUACUGUGGCAAAACCUUCACCCGGCGCGUCUUCCUCCGCACUCAUGUCUUCAGCCACACGGGAGAGAAGCUCUUUACAUGCAAGGUUUGCACAAAGUCUUUUGCCAACUCCCAGAGCCUGCUGCGCCAUAGCAUGAGCCACACCGGCAACAAGCCCUACAGCUGUCAUGUUUGUGGCAAAAACUUCUCCCAGGCAGCCACCUUGAAGAGACACCAACGCAUUCACGCAUCGACACUGCCACGCCGCAAGCGUGGACGCAAACCGGUGUGCACCUUGGACAAUGAGGGAGCUGCUCAUCUCUUCUCUUGUCCUAACUGCCCAUCAAAAUUCAACACAGAGGAUCAGCUUAACCAUCACAAACUCCUGCACACGAGCCAUCCAUUCCCUUGCCCUGAAUGUGGAGAAGCAUUCAAACGCAGGAAAGACCUGGACCUGCACUCUUUAACUCAUCAAGACAAGCAACCAGCGAUGUGCCCUCACUGUUCAUCCCAGUUUGUGAACCAGUCCGUGCUGGAGAUCCACAUGCAGCGUUGCCCCACCACAGAAGAGGAGAAGAACACUGGUCGUGGACGGGGUCAGGGACGGGGACGAUGCACUGGACAGAUUGAGUGUGACCUAUGUGGCCACCGCUGCAUGACCCAGGAGGGCCUCGACCUCCAUCGUUUAUCCCACACGGGCCAGACCCCUCUUAAAUGUCCUGUGAGUCCUUGCCGUCGUCGAUUUACCUCCAACAGUGCCCUGGAGCAGCACGUGCUGGCCCACUUCCAGGGGAAGCUGGGCAGGUCCAAAAAUCGACCCCGCUUCCGCUGUCAAAUUUGCCACAAGGAUUUUGCCUACAACUCCACCUUCAAUGUUCACAUGAGGACGCACACUGAUGAGAGGCCCUUUGAGUGCGCCACCUGUGGAAAGCGCUUUCGCCAGCUGCCCCACCUGCAGGACCAUGAGCGCAUCCACAGCGGCCUGCGGCCUUUCUGCUGCUGGAUUUGCGGCAAGAGUUUCAGCGUUGCCGCCCGGCUCACCGAACAUGCCCGCACCCACAGUGGGGAGAAGCCCUACCCCUGUUCCCACUGCCCUGCUGCCUUCCGCUCCCGCUCCAACCUGGACAAACACAUCCGACUACACGGAGACCUGCCUCUGGAGGAAGCUGCACAGGCGGCACAAGCAGCAGAGGCUGCACAAGUCCAGAAGGUGUUGGAGGGGGCUAAGGUGCUGUCUUCUCUUGCCACUACAGGAGAGAUGGAUCCUGGAACAGUGCAGACCAUCUAUGUACUGCAGGGGGCUGAAGGAGGCACUGAGACGGUUAUGAUCCCCUCUGAUCAGCUAAGCGGCAUAGAUGGCGCCUCACAGGUUGUCAUCCUGCCAUCUUCUGUUCUCGGAGCUCAGGGAAUUACUGUUCCCACCAUCACCAUGGAUGGAAAUGAAAUUACGAUGGUGGAGACGAGCCAUUCACCUCAGCAUGCUAUUGAGUUCAUAGUGGAGGAGACUGUAUAAAGGAACAUUUGAACCAUUUAGGAAAGACCAAAAAAGUAGAAAAGGAAAGAAAGAUUGGCUGAGAAUAUAAAUACUGUUGAUUGAGUGAAGUUUGAUAAUUGAAGGACAUUUAUUAUUUACCAGGAAAGGUAUAUAGUUUGAUAGGUAAGUCCCAGACUGUGUAGAAAUAAAAGUUACUGUAAAGCAGUGUUGAUUCAGUGUCAAAUAUUGAAUUAAAGGUUGAUACACAGAUGAAACCCUCAAGAGAGCAGAAUGUUCCUUUAAUUGGUUUUUCAAACUGAUUAAAAACAGGUUGUAAAAUUGCCCCUGAAUAGUAUACAGAGCAGCAUUUACAGCCUCAAUUUAUUAGGGGAGCACCAGUGGUGGCCCAUGAAAUGUCUUCUGCUGUCUUUAUAAUAAAACGCUUCAGCUUU
Notolabrus celidotus (New Zealand spotty) is the source of this 3601-nucleotide messenger RNA. It is a transcript of the gene znf574, whose product is annotated as zinc finger protein 574. The record is from RefSeq and is a predicted model, not a curated record. Gene Ontology annotation, biological process: regulation of transcription by RNA polymerase II. Bases 222 to 3188 code for a protein of 988 amino acids. Gene Ontology annotation, cellular component: nucleus. NCBI's taxonomy places the organism in Eukaryota, Metazoa, Chordata, Actinopteri, Labriformes, Labridae. The transcript is spliced from 10 exons. Gene Ontology annotation, molecular function: DNA-binding transcription factor activity, RNA polymerase II-specific; RNA polymerase II cis-regulatory region sequence-specific DNA binding.